GGUAGCGAUGGUCUACGGUCAGGUCUUAUCACUAAGCAGUUAGUUGUGCAUCGAACAAGCAACGAACGAGCUCUGGUAACUAUACCGCGCAGCUUCACGGUUUCUUCGCGGAACAAGCCUCCUUCCCUGCCUCGCUUUUCGUACACCACGCGCGUAUUAUUCCACUCUUAGCUCGCUAUCUUUAGCCCGAGUCCGGCAUAUCAUCAGUGAACAGUUUUACAGCUUGAAGAAGAGAGAACGUUGGGACAGGCUGAAUUGAAGGAGCGGGUGGAAAAGAUCGGAGAGAGAGGAGAGAGGUCACCGUGCCCUGUCUGUAUUUCGCUCACACCACGCCAUGAAUAUGCAGCGUAUAUCCGAGGUGGUGCUGCUGGUGGCCGGGUUUUCUUUGGGGCUCUGUGCUUGUCACACCGUGAAAGUGAACAAACACAAGCCGUGGAUUGAGACGUCAUACCAUGGGGUAAUCACAGAGAACAUGGACAUCGUCCAACUGGACCCUCCCUUGGUGGCCCUUGAUAAAGACGCCCCUGUCCCCUACGCAGGGGAGAUCUGUGCAUUUAAGAUCCAGGGUCUGGAGGCACCGUUCGAGGCGGUGGUGCUGAACGGGACGUCUGGUGAGGGCCAGCUGAGGGCCAGGGGCCUGGUGGACUGUGAGCUUCAGAAGGAGUAUACCUUUAUCAUCCAGGCCCAUGACUGUGGAGCAGGACCCGGGGGCACCGGGGGGAAGAAGUCACACAAGGCGGUGGUACACAUCCAGGUGAAUGAUGUGAAUGAGUUCUCUCCAGUGUUCCGGGAGGCCCAGUACCACGUGGCGGUGACAGAGGGGAAGAUCUACGACAACAUCCUGCAGGUGGAGGCUACAGACCAGGACUGUUCUCCUCAGUACAGCCAGAUCUGUAACUAUCAGAUCACCACCUCCAACACACCCUUCGCCAUCGACCGCAAUGGUAACAUCAGGAACACAGAGAAGCUGAGCUUUGAUAAGCAGCAACAGUAUGCGGUCCUGGUCACAGCCUUCGACUGCGGACAGAAGAGAUCCACAGAGAGCGUGGCGGUACACAUCUAUGUUAAACCUGUCUGCAAACCUGGCUGGCAAGGCUGGGACAAAAGAGUGGACUAUGAGCCAGGCACAGGCAGCAAACAGCUGUUUCCCAAGAUGAAUCUGGAGACGUGUGGAGGGCUUCUCUCCUCAGUGAGGACCACGGUAGAGCUACAGACCAGCCAUAUUGGGAAGGGCUGCGACCGGGAGACCUACUCGGAGAAGUCCCUGCAGAAACUCUGUGGGGCCUCGUCGGGCAGCACAGAUCUUCUCCCCGCCCCCAGCGCCUCCACCAAUUGGACGGCGUCCCUGGUGACGGACAGUGAGCGGGACAGCGACCUCAUCUUCCGGUUUGACGGGCGGCAAGCGGCGAGGAUUCCGGACCAGGUGGUACCACAGAACCUGACUGAUCAGUUCACCGUCGCAACGUGGAUGAAGCAUGGACCCAAUCCUGGACUGAGGGCGGAGAAAGAGACCCUGCUCUGCAACUCUGAUAAGACAGAGAUGAACAGACACCACUACUCCCUUUACGUCCAUAACUGUCGUCUGGUCUUCCUGCUCCGGAGAGACUUCAUCCAGGUGGACACCUUCAGACCUGCAGAGUUCCACUGGAAACUGGAUCAGAUCUGUGAUAAGGAGUGGCACUAUUACGUCAUUAACGUGGAGUUUCCUGUGGUGACACUCUACGUGGACGGAGUGACCUACGACCCUUACCUGGUGACAGACGAUUGGCCGAUCCACCCCUCUCAGAUUGACGUACAGCUCACUGUGGGCGCCUGCUGGCAAGGUGGUGAGGUUACGAAGCCGCGGUUCACACAGUGCUUCCGGGGCAGUCUGUCAGGGCUUACCAUCAGGCCAGGGAAGAUAGAGAGCCAGAAAGUAAUCUCCUGUCUACAGGCCUGUAAGGAAGGACUGGACAUCAACUCACUGGAGAGCCUGGGCAAGGGCAUCAAGUUCCACUUCAACCCAGCCCAGUCGAUCCUGGUGAUGGAGGGAGAGGAUCUGGAGAACAUGAACGCUGCUCUGAGGAAGGUCUCCUACAUCAACUCCCGCCAGUUCCCCACACCGGGCAUCAGACGCCUGCACAUCUCAACCUCAGUACAGUGUUUUGGGGAGGACACGUGUAUCUCCAUCCCGGACAUCGAUGCAGUGGUGAUGGUGCUGCAGCCCAGUGAACCCAGGAUCACCAUAGCUGGGGUGGACAGACUGACCAGGCCAGCAGCUGACCUCAGAGGUCCAGCCGGACUCACUCUGUUCCAGGACCUUCACAUCAUCAGUACUGUCACCAAGGGAGACACAGCCUCACACCAUACCGCGGGCAGGCCGGGGGUCCAGGAGGAGAUCAUACAUAACCUGGACUACUGUGACAUCCUGGUGCUGGGGGAGGAGCUGAGGCCAGAGCAGGAGAGUCUCCAGCUGCAGCGUAGCACCCUGCUGGGGAAACACCUGGACGCCACCAACUCCACCUCUGGCAUGUCUAUAUACGGUGUGGACUCCAUGUCCAAUUAUGAGCAGGUGAUCAGGCAGGUGCAUUACCACAACUGGCACCCCGCCCAGAACCCAGACAGGAAGUUCCGUCUCACCUGCUCUGAGCUAAACGGACGCUACACCAGCAAUGAGUUCACCCUGGAGAUUAGUGUACUCCACAAAUCAGAGGCUGGGGAGCAUGUCAAUCACAUGGUAGCCCCGUCCCAGUACAUGCAAGUCGUUCCUCAUCUGGCCAUGGUCCACAGUCUAUACCCCACACACGGUCCAGGAGUCCCCAGUGCUGCCACAGUGGUGAUAGUGAUUUGUAUUGCCACCCUGGUGGUGGUGGUUGUGCUAGGCAUCUACCGUAUUCACCUGACACACCAACAGGAGGGCAGGAGCUCAGACACAACCAAAGAGAGAGAGCUGGACUGGGAUGACUCAGCGCUCAAUAUCACAGUCAAUCCUAUGGAGAACUUCCAGGAGCCACAGGGAGCUGAGGAAGAAGCCAGCGAAGAGGAAGAGGAGGAUGAGGAAGAUGAUGACAUCACCAGCGCCGAGUCAAACGACAGCGAGGAGGAGGAGGAGGUCCCAGCAGCUCUCAGUGUAAAACAGGGCAGCAAGAGGGGCCAGCUGGACUGGGACAACUCUACAUUAACCUGCUGAAUACAAUCACACAUACACACUGACGCACACACAAACACACACACACAAACACUAAUAUACACACACACACACGCUGAGGCAUCAAUAUACACACUACCAUAAAAUCAAUUGUUUAAUCAUGAGAGACGACCUGAGAUUUUUCUCAAUUGAGUCAACAUCUCCCCCUACUGGUGAAAAUGGAAAUGGUGACGAGAAUAGAAUGAGCACUAAAGUAAUACACACGUGUCAAACACACACACACACACACUCACAUACAAGCGAACAACGCCAGCCUGUACUCCAUUUAAAAAUACUCCUUUCCUUAAUGUCAAAUCAUCUGGUGUUAACUAAAGGCUACAAUGUGGUACUCCAAUGCUGUAAUACUAUCUUGUGGUCCUGAGUCAGUACCACAGACCUCAAGCCCUAGUCCACAAGCUGACAGCUUAUCUACUGUUUUAUACUGAGACUGUGAAAAAACAACCAAACUAAAUGUUAAAAUACUCUACACAGCUGAAAUUGCUCGUCAAACAUCUGAUUUCCACCUAUUUUUUCAGGGUCUAAAAUCUCAUCUGAAAAACUGUGGUCCUAUAGGUCGCCAUGAUCCUUUGUAAUGGUUUCUUUCCCAUAGGCACAUAGUGGUACAGUCCACUGUGCUAGAGUUAGCUUGGUACAGUGAGAUAGUUAAGAUGGUCCAGUCCAAUAUAGGGAAACUCCUUCCAUCCUUACCAUGUUAUCUGUGUACAGUAUAUCAUACCUUCUGUCCAUUGCAUCAAAUACAAAUUUAAGGCAUAACAAGAAAAAAAUAUUAUUGCAUUGAUUUGCAGUAUUUUAAUACCUGAAAAAUAUUUGAGGUUUGUUGCAAUGGAAUAUAUUUGAUUUAAUACUGCUUAUUUAAUCCUGGAUGAGGUGUCCUGGUGAUUUUAAAGAGUUAUGCCGUCCCCAUUGGCACUAAACAGUCUUUAUUUGUUUUUCGAUUGAUGUGCUGUUGGAGAUGUUGUACUUACCUGAGGCAUAGUCAUGCAGGUGCCACAUUACAGAAUGUUCAGAAAUGUGCUGCAUAGAACUGACACGUUUCUCUGUCAUGCAAAACAAUAACCAUGUCAGCUCUGUGCAUUUCAAUUCUAUCUUCAAUAUUGUGUAUAUACAUUGCACACAACUGAAUAAGCACCCAGGUGAAAGUUGGCUUUUUCUGUUCUGUUUCUUGGACACACUACGAGAGAGGAGGAACCUUGUAAAUGUGUAUAUGUUCCUCUUACCUGUAGAUACUAACUAGAGUAGGUGACCCCGCCCUGAACCUAGCAAGCCCCUCCCUCUUUUCUUCUGUAUGUAUGCACAUAACCCCGCCCAUGUCAAUUAAAUCUGUACAUAUUACACCAAACCCUGCCCUGCUCUCUGUGUUUGUAUCUCUAUGUUCAGUUCAUUCCAAAUGGCUAUGCUUUCUGUCUGCUAAGACAGGCAAGUUAAACCAACUAAAGCCCAACUUAAGCCCAACUUAAACUGGUUAAUGGAAAUGUAUACGGUCUUCUAUCUUUCUGUAGUCAAUACCAGCAAGCCCCCUUACCCCUAUCUUACACAGUCUGCCUAAUAUAAAAUGUUACUUUACCUGGCAUGAGGAGAAUUUGAAAGUUUCUAUUUUCUACAUUUGGGUAUUUGACUGUGUGACCCUGCUUGAUGUAAUCCUUUCCAGGGAUAGUCCUUCGGUUCUAUCUGGGAGAACCCUGUCUUGAAGAGCCCGUGUAUAGCUAGCUAUAAGUUCAUGUAAAGUGUUCAACAGUUGUGUAGGGUUACACCUGUGCUUGUGACGUGAGACCUUGUCCUCAACCUCCACCAUGUUACUUUCAGCUCCUGAACCCCUCUCACACCUGUACCCCUACCCCCUUGGAACUUUUGCUAGACUUUGCAUCAACCCUCCCCAAUGUUCUCCCAGAGUUUGUUUUAGAGGUGGAAGGUGAAAAUAAAUAUGAACCUUGUAAAAUGGG
This is a messenger RNA of Oncorhynchus kisutch (coho salmon), 5127 nucleotides long. RefSeq names its product calsyntenin-2-like. The transcript has 17 exons. Lineage: Eukaryota; Metazoa; Chordata; Actinopteri; Salmoniformes; Salmonidae. The coding region runs from base 335 to 3169 and encodes 944 amino acids. Gene Ontology annotation, biological process: positive regulation of synapse assembly; homophilic cell-cell adhesion; positive regulation of synaptic transmission. The record is from RefSeq and is a predicted model, not a curated record. Gene Ontology annotation, molecular function: calcium ion binding. Gene Ontology annotation, cellular component: cell surface; postsynaptic membrane.